Molecule: messenger RNA, 450 nt
Organism: Jatropha curcas
Lineage: Eukaryota; Viridiplantae; Streptophyta; Magnoliopsida; Malpighiales; Euphorbiaceae
Source: RefSeq, a predicted model, not a curated record
AUGAAAACUGAAUGGGGUUUUGACCAAUUUGUUUUGCAUGAUGCUUUUAAUGAUUCUUCAAAUGGAUACCUUAUCGAUGAUCGUUGUGUAUUUGGAGCUGAGGUCUUUGUUGUGGAAUGUACUGGUAAAGGUGAGCGAAUGUCUAUUGUGAAGGAGCUUUCUAACAACGCCUUCACUUGGAAGGUUCAAAGUUGGCAAAGCAAAGAAAAUCUUAAGUCCCAGGUGUUGGACAUUAGUGGGCUUAAAUGUUUAUCCCUUUAUCCCAAUGGGAAUGCAACAGAGAAAGGCAAGAGCUUCUCCAUGUAUUUAGUCUUAGAAGAUUCAGAAACAAAGCUUAAUGCUGAAUACAUUCUACGUGUAAGAGAUCAACUUUCUGAAAAACAUCAUGAAAAGGAAGUUACUCAUCAAUUUGGUACUAAAUCCAACCACUGCAAGAAAAUAGAGAUUUAG